Messenger RNA from Siniperca chuatsi (mandarin fish), 1941 nucleotides. RefSeq names its product cleavage stimulation factor, 3' pre-RNA, subunit 1 (gene cstf1). The coding region runs from base 216 to 1511 and encodes 431 amino acids. The record is from RefSeq and is a predicted model, not a curated record. Gene Ontology annotation, biological process: mRNA 3'-end processing. Lineage: Eukaryota; Metazoa; Chordata; Actinopteri; Centrarchiformes; Sinipercidae. Gene Ontology annotation, cellular component: mRNA cleavage stimulating factor complex. The transcript is spliced from 6 exons. Gene Ontology annotation, molecular function: protein binding; RNA binding.
UCUGUACAGCCUUUCGGUGCUGUGACGUAGGACGCAAAUACGUCCAGCUUUAAGCACGUUUGGGUCCAGGAGCGCCAUUGGAAGUUUGAAGAGGGUUAAAUAUUUUUACGUUUAAAAAUUAAUAGCGAAUAAUAUUCACCUCAUGUCCUUAAACGCCAGUUAAGUUGUUAACUUACUAUUGACGGCCCGUUUCUGGUCACACUGACUGACCCAUCAUGUAUCGUCCAAAACCAACUCUGAAGGACCGACAGCACCUGUACAAGCUCAUCAUAAGCCAGCUGCUCUAUGAUGGAUACACCAACAUCGCCAACAGUCUCAUCAAUGAAGUCAAACCACAGAGUGUCGUGUCGCCCUCUGAGCAGCUGAUGCAGCUGGCAAAGAUAGGGAUGGAGAAUGACGACAGUGCAGUUCAGUAUGCCAUUGGGCGCUCUGAUACAGUGGCACCUGGUGUGGGUAUUGAUCUGGAAUUUGAUGCUGAUGUCCAGACCAUGUCUCCAGAGGCAUCAGAGUAUGAGACUUGCUAUGUAACAUCGCAUAAGGGUCCAUGCCGCGUCGCUUCAUACAGUCGUGAUGGCCAGCUGAUUGCCACUGGCUCUGCUGAUGCUUCCAUCAAGAUCCUGGAUACUGAACGCAUGCUGGCCAAGAGUGCCAUGCCUAUUGAGGUGAUGAUGAAUGAGACAGCACAGCAAAACAUGGAGAAUCACCCUGUGAUUCGAACACUGUAUGACCACGUAGAUGAAGUCACCUGCCUCGCCUUCCAUCCGACUGAACAGAUUCUAGCUUCUGGCUCAAGAGAUUACACCCUUAAACUCUUUGACUACUCAAAGCCUUCUGCAAAAAGAGCAUUUAAAUAUAUACAGGAAGCCGAAAUGCUCCGUUCAAUCUCCUUCCACCCAUCAGGUGACUUCCUGCUAGUGGGAACGCAGCACCCCACCCUCCGCCUUUACGACGUCAACACCUUCCAGUGCUUUGUGUCAUGCAACCCGCUGGACCAGCACACAGACACCAUCAGCGGCGUCAGCUACAACCCCACCGCCAACAGCUACGUCACCUGCAGCAAGGACGGCAGCAUCAAGCUGUGGGAUGGCGUCUCCAACCGCUGCGUAACCACAUUUGAGAAGGCCCACGACGGAGCCGAGGUCUGUUCUGCUAUCUUCUCGAAGAACUCCAAGUACAUCCUGUCCAGUGGCAAAGACUCCGUAGUCAAACUGUGGGAGAUAUCUACAGGCCGGACACUGGUCAAGUACACAGGUGCGGGGCUAAGCGGCCGUCAGAUGCAUCGUACACAGGGCGUGUUCAACCACACAGAGGACUACGUGCUGCUGCCAGAUGAGCGCACCAUCAGCCUGUGCUGCUGGGACUCACGCACGGCCGAGAGGAAAAACCUGCUGUCUCUGGGACACAACAACAUCGUCCGCUGCAUCGUCCACUCGCCCACCAAUCCUGGCUUCAUGACCUGCAGCGACGACUUCAGGGCUCGCUUCUGGUACCGCCGCACCACCACAGACUGAGACACAUCCAGACCCCACAUUUCUACUCUGCCUCCUCUCCCUUCCCACGCCUCCUUUCACUGAGAACGAAACAGAAUGCUGGACUCUGCUGUCUUUUCUUUAAUUUUGUUAGAGUAAUUAAGAAAAGAAAGUUGUCAUUGCACGAUCUUAAAGUAAAGAGUAAAGAGUGAGGGCACUAUUUCUCUAAAUGUCUUCUUUUUGAUAACAUUUUGUGAAUGAUAUACUGAACUUCUGUCCUAUUUAAUUGGAAGUCUGACCUUUAAAACUUCUUUCACUGCUUGGAAACUUCGGUUGUAAUUCUUCUCAUGCCUCACAUCUCUCAGUGGUGUGUUGUAAGUGGCAACAGAAUUGAUUUGUUGUCUUUUCCACUUAUAUAUUUUGUCUAUGUCCUUUGUUGUAAUUCAGAUUUGUAUUAAACAAUUAAAAGCAA